AUGGCAGGUGGAGUCUUGGCCGAAUUCAAGGCAGCUUGCUCCUGUCCGAGAUUAUCUCAGUCCAUUCCUCAGUCCAAGUGGAAAGCUCCACCUACGGGCUUCAUUAAAAUUAACACUGAUGCAGCAGCUUUUGAAGAUGGGAGGAAAUCGUGCAUUGGUGUAGUCAUUCGCGAUAAUAUGGGUGAAGUUCUAGCAGCAUCAAACAAGGUUCUACCCGCGACAUACUCUGCUGAGAUCUCAGAAGCUCUGGCCAUGCAAGAUGGUGUGCUUCUUGUAGCGGAAAUGGAAGUCUCCCACGCUAUUUUUGAGUCCGACGCCUUAUCCAUUAUUCUAGCAAUUAACGAUGGAAUCCAUGGUGGUGAGCUUGGGCACAUAAUCAGAGACAUCAAAGAAGUGGCUGCUUUGUUUUCCUGGUGUUCUUUUAAACAUCUGAAAAGGGAAGGCUACAGAGUUGCCCAUGAGCUUGCAAAGGUAGCUGGGAAUUCUGGUGUUUCACAGUUUGUCUCUGCUUUUGUUGUUGGUUUCGUGGCAAUCUACGCCGCACCCGUUUCGUUGAACCCUGUGACUUUUGUGAGGGACGUGUUGUUUUACUUGGUGGCGGCAUUGUUCUUGUUCUAUGUGUAUCUCAGUGCCGAGAUUUUUCUGUGGCAGGCUGUUGGGUUUGUUGGGUUUUAUGUGUUUUUUGUUGGGAUUGUGUUUUGGAUGGAUUUUGGAUUGGGUGGAGGGAGGAGGAAGGUUGGGGCUGAGGUGGGUUUGGUUGGGGAAGGUGAGGUGGAGAAGGGUUUGGUUGAACAAGACUGCGAGAUCGGAGAGGUUUCGAGGAAUUUGGAGGAAGUGAAGCCGAGGUUCGGGUUCUGUCGAGCUCUUGGAAUGAUCUCAAAAGCAUGGGAACUUCCUGUCAUGUUUCUAUUAAAGCUCACUAUUCCUCAAACCACACCUUCAGAAUGGAGCAGGUUCUAUGCAUCAGCCAAUAUUGUUCUUUGCCCCCUAGCUCUUUUAUAUGCUUGCAAUUCAUUAAUGCCAUUUGAUCAUCCAAUUGUUUUUCUCCUUCCACAAACCCAUUUCCCUCUCUGGUUUAUAAUACUAUUUGCUAGCUUCUCGCUUGCAGUGCUUCACUUUAUAAUAGAAAAAGAGCCCCCAAAAACUGAGCAGAUACCUGUGCUGCUCAUAGCAUUUGUCAUGAGUGUGUUCUGGAUAUCCACUAUUGCUGGGGAAUUGCUGAACUGCCUUGAAGCACUUGGAUCACUUCUUGAAUUGCCAACAGCACUUCUUGGGCUCACAGUACUUGCAUGGGGAAAUUCAGUGGGGGAUCUAGUUGCCGAUGUGGCAGUUGCCAAAGCUGGUCAGCCUGCAAUGGCCAUGGCUGGCUGCUUUGCUAGGCCAAUGUUUAACAUGCUUGUUGGGCUUGGAACAGCUUUGGUGAUACAAACUGCCGAUGUUUAUCCAAAUGCUUUUGAGCUCCAUUUUCAUUUGGGAAUUGUGUCUGCAUUUGUCUUCCUGUUACUGAGCUUGAUGGGGUCUCUACUGGUGAUUAUUUGGUACAGAUUCUGGGUGCCUAGGUUUUGGGGGUUUUGUCUUGUUGGUUUGUAUAUUCUUUUUAUGGCCGUUAGCUUAAUAAUUGUCAAGUUUUCUGGGUGAA
Messenger RNA from Quercus lobata, 1639 nucleotides. RefSeq names its product cation/calcium exchanger 5-like. Gene Ontology annotation, biological process: transmembrane transport; monoatomic cation transport. Gene Ontology annotation, cellular component: membrane. The record is from RefSeq and is a predicted model, not a curated record. NCBI's taxonomy places the organism in Eukaryota, Viridiplantae, Streptophyta, Magnoliopsida, Fagales, Fagaceae. The transcript has 3 exons. Gene Ontology annotation, molecular function: monoatomic cation transmembrane transporter activity; nucleic acid binding; RNA-DNA hybrid ribonuclease activity. Bases 1 to 1638 code for a protein of 545 amino acids.